Messenger RNA from Orcinus orca (killer whale), 2464 nucleotides. It is a transcript of the gene SDHA, whose product is annotated as succinate dehydrogenase complex flavoprotein subunit A. Gene Ontology annotation, biological process: tricarboxylic acid cycle; mitochondrial electron transport, succinate to ubiquinone. The transcript is spliced from 13 exons. The record is from RefSeq and is a predicted model, not a curated record. Gene Ontology annotation, molecular function: succinate dehydrogenase (quinone) activity; electron transfer activity; flavin adenine dinucleotide binding. Bases 578 to 2233 code for a protein of 551 amino acids. Lineage: Eukaryota; Metazoa; Chordata; Mammalia; Artiodactyla; Delphinidae.
GUAGUGGAUCAUGAAUUCGAUGCAGUGGUGGUCGGCGCCGGAGGGGCGGGCCUGCGAGCUGCAUUUGGCCUUUCUGAAGCAGGGUUUAACACAGCCUGCGUCACAAAGCUCUUUCCCACCAGGUCACACACCGUCGCAGCCCAGGUAUGAGAAAGGGCUCUCUCCGUCCUUUUGGUGCUCGCGAGGCACUGCACAGCCCGGCGCUCCACCACAGCAGCCUCCCGCCGCGGGCCGCCCUCCACUGGGCUCCCUCUGUUCUUGGCGCUCCCUCGCCAGGAGGUCUCUGCCCACCCUGCCCCCGCCCCACUGCCCAGAGCCUUGUUGUCACUCCUAUUUCUGCUCCAGUCAUGCCCACCUCCACCAUGGUGUGAGCUCCUUCACUGCCCUUACCCAAUGUGAACAAGUUUGUUGUGGGCUCACUCUGUACCUGCUGGAGGAACCUCAGGGCAGACCUCGAGUGGUGGUGACGAGCUCUGAUGAUGGUGUGAAGCUGCAGCACAGAAAACAGUGGCCUUUAAUGCUCUGAAUUUAGGGAAGAAGAAAAAGUAAGGGGGGGAUCAACGCCGCCCUGGGGAACAUGGAGGAGGACAACUGGAGGUGGCACUUCUACGACACCGUGAAGGGCUCCGACUGGCUGGGGGACCAGGAUGCCAUCCACUACAUGACGGAGCAGGCCCCGGCCUCCGUGGUGGAGCUGGAGAAUUACGGCAUGCCGUUUAGCAGAACUGAAGAUGGGAAGAUCUACCAGCGUGCCUUUGGUGGACAGAGCCUCAAGUUCGGGAAAGGCGGGCAGGCCCAUCGGUGCUGCUGCGUGGCCGACCGCACUGGCCACUCGCUGCUGCACACUUUGUAUGGAAGGUCUCUGCGAUAUGAUACCAGCUAUUUUGUGGAGUACUUUGCCUUGGAUCUCCUGAUGGAGAACGGGGAGUGUCGAGGCGUUAUUGCUCUGUGCAUAGAAGACGGGUCCAUCCACCGCAUCAGAGCAAAGAACACUGUUGUAGCUACUGGAGGCUACGGGCGCACCUACUUCAGCUGCACAUCCGCCCACACCAGCACCGGGGACGGCACUGCCAUGAUCACCAGGGCAGGCCUUCCCUGCCAGGACCUGGAGUUUGUUCAGUUCCACCCCACAGGCAUAUACGGUGCUGGCUGUCUCAUCACGGAAGGGUGCCGUGGAGAGGGAGGCAUCCUUAUCAACAGUCAAGGCGAGAGGUUCAUGGAGCGCUAUGCUCCUGUCGCAAAGGACCUGGCAUCCAGGGACGUCGUAUCCCGCUCCAUGACCCUGGAGAUCCGUGAAGGAAGAGGCUGUGGCCCUGAGAAGGAUCACGUGUACCUGCAGCUGCACCACCUCCCCCCGGAACAGCUGGCUAUGCGCCUGCCUGGCAUCUCGGAGACAGCCAUGAUCUUCGCGGGUGUGGACGUCACCAAGGAGCCGAUCCCUGUGCUUCCCACCGUGCAUUAUAACAUGGGCGGCAUCCCCACCAACUACAAGGGGCAGGUUCUGAAGCACGUGGGCGGCCAGGACCAGGUCGUGCCCGGCCUGUACGCGUGUGGGGAGGCUGCCUGCGCGUCGGUGCACGGCGCCAACAGGCUGGGGGCGAACUCGCUCCUGGACCUGGUCGUCUUCGGCCGGGCAUGCGCGCUGAGCAUCGCGGAGUCCUGCAAGCCUGGAGAUAAAGUUCCCUUGAUUAAACCAAAUGCUGGGGAAGAAUCUGUCAUGAAUCUUGACAAAUUGAGAUUUGCCAACGGAAGCAUAAGAACAUCGGAACUACGGCUGAACAUGCAGAAGUCGAUGCAAAGUCAUGCGGCAGUGUUCCGUGUGGGAAGCGUGUUACAGGAAGGCUGUGAGAAGAUCAGCAAGCUCUAUGGCGAUCUAAAGCAUCUGAAGACGUUUGACAGGGGAAUGGUCUGGAACACUGACCUGGUGGAGACCCUGGAGCUGCAGAACCUGAUGCUUUGUGCCCUGCAGACCAUUUAUGGAGCAGAGGCCCGGAAGGAGUCUCGCGGCGCUCAUGCCAGGGAGGAUUUCAAGGAGCGGGUUGACGAGUACGAUUACUCCAAGCCCAUCCAGGGGCAGCACAAGAGGCCGUUUGAGGGGCACUGGAGGAAGCACACGCUCUCCUACGUGGACAUCAGGACUGGGAAGGUCUCCCUGGAAUACAGACCCGUAAUCGACAGAACUUUGAACGAGGCUGACUGCGCCACUGUCCCCCCAGCCAUCCGCUCCUACUGAGGAGACCGGAGUUUACCAGCUCUUGUAAUUAUGUAUAAUAGCUCAUGCACGUGUUCACAUUGUAACUGCCUUCUUAAACUGUCCUCGAGUGACUGAGGAUGCCGCUUGACAGAGAUUCCUACCAGAGGCCGGCAGCUCGCCAGUAAUCAACAGCCAGGAAGUGUUCAGCUUGCCUUUGUCCCUGCUUCAUUCUUGAGAGAUAAUAAAACUGGGCACAAUUCUUAGAUGAAA